Molecule: messenger RNA, 629 nt
Organism: Plectropomus leopardus (leopard coralgrouper)
Lineage: Eukaryota; Metazoa; Chordata; Actinopteri; Perciformes; Serranidae
Gene: msmbl
Product: microseminoprotein, beta-like
Source: RefSeq, a predicted model, not a curated record
AGGUACCUGCGGACACACUGUUUAAGAGUCAAAGCCUGUCAUUAAAAAUACAAUCGAUUUUAUCUUAUUACCUAAACACUUUUCAAAUCGGAUAAGUUUGACUGCCACUAUGAAACUUUUGGCCCUGGCUACUCUGCUCUGUGCUCUGGUUCCACUGAUAAGCCCACAUUGCUACGGCAAACCUGAGACAUCAGGCACCCAUUGUCAGGAUUAUGCGGAUAAGACCUGGCAUGCUGUCGGAUCUUCAUGGAGGAACAGUAACUGUAUGGACUGUACCUGCAGUAGUUGUUGCUCUGCGUAUUCGAUCCCCACAAAGUUCCCUCCCAACUGUGAGUCAGUUUUCGACUCAGAGGCCUGUGAAUACAUAGUGCGCAAGAAGAACGACCCAAGUGUACGGUGUCCUAUUUAUGGUGCAGUAGGGAAGUGAUUGGUGGUCUGAUGCUUGUAAGUUCUUUCAUGGGCGAGAUGCACACAGAUGUGAUCCCUCAGUUUCUUCUCACCAGGAAAUUCACGUUUUAUUGGUUGUAACACACGACCAAACAGAAAGCAAAGCUGCCAUAAACUGAAAAUGAAAUACUGACUCAAAUAAAAUUUCAAAUGAAUAAAUAAAUAAAUCACACAUUUUUUUC